AUGAGAUUCGUACUGGCACUUAUCGUCAGCUCUUCCAUCCAGAGCAACUAAUCACCGGAAAGGAAGAUGCUGCCAACAACUAUGCCCGUGGACAUUACACCAUUGGCAAGGAGAUCAUUGACUUGGUGUUGGAUAGGAUUCGCAAACUGGCUGACCAAUGUACAGGACUCCAAGGAUUUUUGGUCUUUCACAGCUUUGGAGGAGGAACUGGCUCAGGAUUUACUUCCUUGCUGAUGGAACGUCUCUCUGUUGAUUAUGGCAAGAAAUCCAAAUUAGAAUUUGCUAUUUACCCAGCUCCACAGGUCUCCACAGCUGUGGUGGAGCCCUACAACUCAAUCCUCACCACACAUACCACCCUUGAGCACUCAGAUUGUGCUUUCAUGGUGGACAACGAAGCCAUCUAUGACAUUUGCCGACGAAACCUUGACAUUGAGCGCCCCACCUACACCAAUUUGAACAGGUUGAUAGGCCAGAUUGUGUCCUCCAUCACUGCCUCUCUGCGCUUUGAUGGGGCUCUGAAUGUAGACCUGACAGAGUUCCAGACCAAUCUAGUGCCCUACCCUCGUAUCCAUUUCCCUCUGGCUACCUAUGCUCCGGUCAUCUCUGCAGAGAAGGCCUAUCACGAGCAGCUUUCUGUGGCUGAGAUCACAAAUUCUUGCUUUGAGCCUGCUAACCAGAUGGUGAAGUGUGACCCCCGCCAUGGCAAAUACAUGGCCUGCUGCCUUUUGUAUCGAGGGGAUGUGGUGCCUAAAGAUGUCAAUGCUGCCAUUGCUGCCAUUAAGACCAAGCGCAGCAUCCAGUUUGUAGACUGGUGUCCUACAGGCUUUAAAGUGGGCAUCAAUUACCAGCCUCCCACUGCAGUUCCUGGGGGAGACCUAGCCAAAGUUCAGCGGGCAGUGUGCAUGCUGAGCAACACCACAGCCAUUGCUGAGGCCUGGGCCCGCCUGGAUCACAAGUUUGAUCUAAUGUAUGCCAAGCGGGCCUUCGUGCACUGGUAUGUUGGGGAAGGGAUGGAAGAAGGGGAGUUCUCUGAGGCUCGUGAAGAUAUGGCCGCUCUAGAGAAGGAUUAUGAAGAGGUGGGCCUUGAUUCAUAUGAAGAGGAAGAGGAGGGAGAAGAAUAGCUAUAAAUGCUCUACUUUGUCUGGACCGUCUUCUUCAUUAAAGCAAGCUUGACUUGUAUCUAAACUACAGUGAUGUGUUUGUCCCAGACAGAAUUCACAUGGAGCAUUUCUUAUCUAAUGCAAUUUUUGCUCAGAGCUUGUCUAGUAGUUCUGGCUGCCUUACUUGACAAAGGAAAUAUAUGUAAUUGUAAACUGAACAGCAUAGCCUAAAAAACACACCAUCUCUACUGAUAAUUUUGGCAAAGUAAUAAAAUUUUCGGUUACAAUAUAGACUUUGCACAUUACCUUGAAACAAUUAUGUCUGCACCCAUUCGAUAUCACUUCCCACAAAAGCAAAUUCAUCUUUUGAUACAAAACUUUAAAUCAAAGAAUGAGGACAUUUUGAUUUAAAAUAAGAAUUGAAUUAGUUGAAGAAACUGAGCUUAUUUCUGAACAAUAAAUUAUUCACCUAUUUUCCA
Molecule: messenger RNA, 1579 nt
Organism: Thamnophis sirtalis
Lineage: Eukaryota; Metazoa; Chordata; Lepidosauria; Squamata; Natricidae
Source: RefSeq, a predicted model, not a curated record